AAACAGUAUGGGGGGCGGGGAGGUGUUUCAUCGGUUUUUUUAGCCUCAUCACAAUCACCGUUGUUUGAAGAAUUCCAACAAUACUUAAAAAAGCAAAAAAUAAUAAUAAUAAUAAUAAAUAAACACAUAGCGGAACUAUAUUACUUCGAUUACAGACACUGUGGACUCAACGUUUCCAGGUGGUUGUUUUCAUUACGAGAGGGGGGAGCAAAAACACUGCCGAUCGCUGAGAGUUUGAUUGACUGGUCGUCCAUCCAGUGAGCAUGGAGGCAGGAGAAGACCAGACCAACUCCAGCUCAGCCAAUAGCAGUGCAGCAUCAGGGGGAAACUCCCGCCCCCCCCAGAUAGCUCAAAUGUCUCUCUAUGAAAGGCAAGCUGUGCAGGCUCUGCAGGCAUUACAGAGGCAGCCCAAUGCAGCUCAGUAUUUCCAGCAGCUGAUGCUGCAGCAGCAGAUCAACAGCGCGCAACUCCACAACCUGGCUGCUGUGCAACAGGCAACUCUUGCAGCCAGUCGUCAGUCCAGCUCUCCCAGUAACAGCGUCUCUCAAGCUACAAGCACAGCACAAUGCACAGUGAACUUAAGUACCACUUCUGGUGGAGGGACCAUGUCAAACCCCCGUCCGAUAGGACCUGCCACCUUGGCAACAUCAACAGCCCUUAGCCAGUCAGUUUUGUUAGGUGGAAACUCUGGUGGACAGGGUCAGAUGUACCUGAGAGUAAACCGCUCUCUCAAGACACCUCUCGCCCCUCAGCUCAUUUUCAUGCCUGGUGGUACAGCGACAGCUGCUGUGGCAACGGUUGCCCAACAGCAAACCCAGCAGCAGCAACAAGAAACAACUCCUACAUCCUCAAGUAACCAGUCAGACAAUGAUCAGGUACAGAACUUGGCAAUGCGUUGCGUGUCCACUCCAAGGGUGGCUACUGUGAAGACCGAGUUUGCAGAUAGGAAGGAGAUGAGUGGUUCAUACCCAAUUAACCAGCAACCUCAGACUCAGCAGCAGUUUGGUCAGUCAGCUCAGCAGAUCCAAGCGCAGGCUCAACCGCUCGCCAACGCCAAACUGCAAAACUACUCCAACACCACCAAUCCCAAUAUGUCUGGUCUCACUGUGAAGGGCACCAAUCAAUCCGCUGUCACCCCACAGCAAACAGGAGGUUCCUCCAACCCUCCGUCCUCCUCGCCUUCCCCCUCGCUCCCUCUCUCCCAGCUCCUCCUUUCUCAAUCUGGCUUGUGCCAAGCUCGAGGAGUACCAGCUGCUGCGGCCACCGUAACCCACAUCCUGGUGCCCACAUCCAAUGUUCCCACAUCUUCUCAAGGCUAUCCGAUGGGCACGGUGGCAACCAAAUCCAACAUGACUGCCCAGACGUUAGUAGUGCAGCCACUCCAGCAGACGGGGGUGAAUCUGGGCUCGGAAAAGCUGGGUCAUGGAACAGGGCAUGUGCCCAUUCAACCUAAAACGGCUCAGGGGCAUCGGCCGCCAGUGCAGAUGCAACCUCGUCACCCACCACCCAUUCUCCCGGCACCACCCAACAAUGGCCAGGCCACUGGGGGCCAUCACCCUCCCCACGUCCCAGUUCAGCUGGUUGGCGCAAGGCAGAGCACACUAGGAAACUCCCAGGCAUUAGCGGUGGCCCAGGCUCGGGCCUGUUGUGCCCAGCAGGACGCCACAGCUGUCGUGCCCGUCAAUAACUCCGGUAGCAAUGCUGUUACUAUGAUGACUCCAGGGGAAACAGGCGGAGCCGGCAUGUGCCUUAAAACAGCCCAAAGUGCCCUCCCAAUGUCUCAGAUGCAGACCAAUCAGUGUGCAGCGUUGAGUCUUGGCAAUUCUGCAUCUGUCACACAUUCGAUGGAUGGACAGAAUAACUCUGGAGACUCUGUGUUCGUUCAGUCUGGACCAGUUCAGACAAAGCCUGUGAUUGGUCAAUUAAAAAGGAAAUCAGAAUCCGAUUUACCCAAUGAGAUGUCAACCGAAACCAUCAAUGCAAGUCUGUUAAUGCAAGACUCCGCCCCUCCUCUUUCACCAGCUCCCUCACUAGAUACAGCCCCAGAGAUGGCAUUCUCUUCUCCUCCUACUCUCUCUCUUUCUCUCCCUCUUCCUCGUGUUGGAGGACAGGGCGAUCGAGCACCUGUGCCACAGGCUGUGGUCAAACCUCAGGUUCUCACUCACCUCAUUGAGGGCUUUGUUAUCCAGGAGGGAGCCGAACCUUUCCCUGUGACUGGGCCAUUGAAAGAACUUCCUGUGGCUGUUCCACCCAUCCUACACCGAGAGAACAUCCGUUCUGAUAAGUUAAAGUGUGAAUACUGUCAAAGAUUUGCACCAGCCAACCAGUUCAGACGAUCCAAGCGCUUCUGUUCCAAAACCUGUGCCAAGAGGUACAAUGUCAGCUGCAGUAACCACUACCGUGUUAGUAGGGGUCUUGAGGGUGCUGAACGGCCACCAGGGAGUCCUGUUGUACAGGAUGUUAUUGCUAGGCGGAGGGGUCCUCGCAGGAGCAGCUCUGAAAUUGCCUGCGCUAAAAUAUCAGGCAGGCAUCUUCCAGUAAAGUGUCGUUCAGAAUCUAGUCGUUCUGAAGACAUCUCCAGCUGUGAGGAAGAAGACUUCUUCUCACUCUCUCCCAGCUCGUCCUUCUCGUGCCCAAGACCAACCCACUGUGACCCUCAGUUGGAUGAAACGGCACCAGUGGAUGAGAACCACUUCUUAUCUGGGAACCCUGCUCGCUGGAGUGUGGACGAAGUGUGUCAGUUCAUUUCUUCUCUUCAAGGUUGUGAGGACUUGGCGUCUCAGUUCCUGUCACAGGAGAUUGAUGGGCAGGCGCUGUUGCUUCUCAAAGAAGAGCAUCUCAUGUCCACUAUGAACAUCAAACUCGGUCCUGCUCUCAAAAUCUGCGCGUCUAUCAACAGUCUGAGGGAUUGAGCGAGGGUCGGUGAGAGAGAUGAGUUGCAGGAUUAGAGCUUUAUACUUCCAUCACCAGCCUGAGAAACAGAAACUGAUGGGCAUGAAAAGACUUUAGAUUCGACCUAAAGUUUACUCAAAACAACAGGGAAGAAUGGGAGAGAAUGUCAUCUGAAUGGUAAAAUAAUAAAUGAUGCCUUAUUAAAGGGA
Pimephales promelas (fathead minnow) is the source of this 3101-nucleotide messenger RNA. RefSeq names its product polyhomeotic homolog 1 (gene phc1). Gene Ontology annotation, cellular component: nucleus; PRC1 complex. The record is from RefSeq and is a predicted model, not a curated record. Gene Ontology annotation, biological process: negative regulation of DNA-templated transcription. Gene Ontology annotation, molecular function: chromatin binding; histone binding; zinc ion binding. Lineage: Eukaryota; Metazoa; Chordata; Actinopteri; Cypriniformes; Leuciscidae.